AAAAAAAGAGGACAAAUCCACUCUCUAUGUAUGGCCCCGCUUAACGAGUAUAAAGAUAAGGUUAUGACUCUGCUCCAUAUUUUGCACGGCUCAGAUUCUAAUAAAUGAGAUGUAGCGUGAACAAAGUUGCCCGCCCGAUAAACGAUCCAGAUUCACGCCGUCAAUGAGAAGCUAACUGCGGAACGAAUAGGAGUAAACGAGGACGAAGUUAGAAAUUAGAGGGAGAGAGAGAGAGAGGUGGGUUGAGGUGGGUUUUCAUCAGUUGCUUAGGUAUACGAUAAAAAGCAGUGACACCGACGACGCGGCCCCCAUCCAUCCCAAAUGACUCAUACACUUUUGAUGCGUCCGUACGUAUUCUCAUCCGUCCGGAGCACCAAUACCACUCCCCUCAUCCGUUCCGUUGCAGUCACACCCACCUCCUUGUUUUCCCGCAGUAGCAGCAAUAGCAGGAAGAUUUUCGAGAGAAUCGCAUCAGCAUCAGCAUCACUUUCUUGGUCGUCAUCAUCUGCGGUUAGGAAGCUCCAAUUCCAUGACUUUUCGUAUUCGACAUCCAAAUUUGAAGGCUUUUUGGUGAAGAGGAGAUUCAGUGUCCGAUCGACUACACAGGUUUCUGAUUCGGGUUCCAUCGAUUCCCCCAUGAUGCAGUCCAUGCAAAAGAAGAUCAAGGAACAGCUAAAUGCAGAUGAGGUCAUUGUCAGGGAUGCUUAUGGAGACGGUCGACAUGUCAGCAUUGAUGUUAUCUCCUCUGUGUUCGAGGGACAAUCUGCUGUGAAUCGGCAGAGAAUGGUGUACAAAGCUAUAUGGGAAGAACUCCAAAGCACCGUACAUGCAGUUGAUCAGAUGACUACUAAAACUCCUGCUGAAGCAGCAGAAAGCCGGUGAAAUGCAGCUGAGAUAUAAAGACAAUCCAUUAUGACCUUCAUCCUUCAUCGCUUUCUAGUAAGAAAGCUUGACCAGAUUUUUAUUCUGUCUUUGAUAUUCAGCAUAGAUUUUCGCGGAACAGUCAGCACCAGCCAUAUACCAUGAACCAAUAAGAAACAUGUCUUAAUGCAUCAAUGGUUUCAAUUC
Molecule: messenger RNA, 1068 nt
Organism: Magnolia sinica
Lineage: Eukaryota; Viridiplantae; Streptophyta; Magnoliopsida; Magnoliales; Magnoliaceae
Product: protein BOLA4, chloroplastic/mitochondrial
Exons: 3
Coding region: 322-882 (186 amino acids)
Source: RefSeq, a predicted model, not a curated record